AUGGAUCCUCCGCUCACGACGGUACAAGCUAUUUGCCUAUACGUCAUUGUUGGCCCCAGCGAGAUCUGGACAGGCCUCCGCAACGGAUCGGUCCAGCAGAAAAUCAGGAACAAGCUCAAGCAAAUUGCUAGGCCCAUCACGGAGUACAGAGAGCAGCAGACCCCAAGAUCCUUCAGCGCUAGUCAUCGUCGCUCGCUGACUAUUUCAGAGUCGGAUAGUGGUGCUGGGAGAACGGACAGUCAGGCUCAGGCGUGGCUCUUCAGGUGCCCCCGUGAAAUAAGGGACAUCGUCUAUUUGGAGGUCCUGCGCGUUCCGAAUCUGCAUAUCUGGAGGAGUGAGGGCAGGGUGCAUGUCAGCCGGUGUCGAGUCGGAGACAGCACGGCGAUCGAUAUCUACGACGGCUUCGACGCGGGCUUCGACCAUUUCCUCCCAGAAAGAACCCCCUGUGCGGACAGCGACAUGCAGUACGCGGUCUUAGGGCUGCUGUGUAGCUGCCGACGGAUCUACACCGAAGCCGUCCAGCUCCUGUUUGAACAGAAUACAUUCCAUGCCAGCCACCGCACGUUGAAUGUACUCCCGCAGGCUAUGGCCCCAGGCAGACUCGCGUCUAUUCGGACUCUCCGAGCCUACGUCCCUCUCUCAGACUCCGAACUUGCCACAUGGAAGCGAGCAAGUGCAGUGUUGAAGAGAAUGUCCGGUCUACGGAGCUUGCACGUGUCGUUCGGCCCCUCGUGGGUGCGUAGCCUCGGUCUCGAUGCAAUGCCCCUUGUAGAACCACUAUUAAACCUCUGUGUGGCGGACUUCGCGGUGCAGCUUCUGGAUGGCAUGUUGGUCGAUGGGUUGAAGGUGGAGGAAUGGCUCUGGCGUUCUGAUCUGCCGUUCAGGGUUGUACUAAGAAAGCGAUGGAACUAUAACUACUAA
Molecule: messenger RNA, 921 nt
Organism: Aspergillus mulundensis
Lineage: Eukaryota; Fungi; Ascomycota; Eurotiomycetes; Eurotiales; Aspergillaceae
Exons: 2
Coding region: 1-921 (306 amino acids)
Source: RefSeq, a predicted model, not a curated record